Molecule: messenger RNA, 2886 nt
Organism: Eutrema salsugineum
Lineage: Eukaryota; Viridiplantae; Streptophyta; Magnoliopsida; Brassicales; Brassicaceae
Product: ABC transporter A family member 5
Exons: 16
Coding region: 38-2803 (921 amino acids)
Biological process (GO): lipid transport; transmembrane transport
Cellular component (GO): intracellular membrane-bounded organelle; membrane
Molecular function (GO): lipid carrier activity; ABC-type transporter activity; ATP hydrolysis activity
Source: RefSeq, a predicted model, not a curated record
ACAAGAAAACCCCAUCAUAUUACCGAAGCUUUCAUCGAUGGCGGAUCUUGUUCCCGCCAGUUUCUUGACGCAAGCUAACGCCCUAUUCAGGAAAAACUUAGUCUAUCAGAAACGAAACAUAUGGAGUAACGUUCGGCUCAUAGUGAUCCCCUUGUACCUCUGCGUGCUUCUAGUGAGCAUUCAAGCUUUGUUUGAUACACAAGUCAAUAACUCUUCUGAUAAUCGAUGUGGUUGUCGAUGCAUUGACGACAAAAAUGAAGAUGGUAAAUGCGAAAAAAAGAGUUGCGGUUUAGAAUAUUCGUCACAGAAACAAGCCAUAUUCUGUGCUUUCCCCAACCCUCCACUACUGCCUCCUUUGUUACAUAUUCCACGUCCCAAAACUCCUUCUCGCUCGUGUAAACGACGAACCGGAUCUUGUCCUGUAACUAUACUUGUUACUGGAAAGAACCCUUCCCUUGGACCAACUUUAUCUAGGAAUCUGCUUACUACUUCUUUCAUGGCGAACUCUUCUGAACUCUGGUUGCGUAAUCUAGCCAUUAAUGUUUUGGGUACAACAUCAGAGCCAGACUUCACCAAUCAUUUUGAUCCAGGGAUUUACUCACAGCUUCCCAUCUUCAACAUCCAACCUCGGUGCACUCCAAACACCACAUUUUCAUUCUCUCUUGGACAAUCUCCUCUUAAGCUUCAGAAAGAGGUGAGAUGCGUUCAAGGAUUGAGUCUCUGGCGGAAUAACUCCAUAGACUUCAAUCAUGAGAUCUUAAAAGGAUAUCAGAAAGGAAACCGUGAGGAGAUUAUCAACGAGGUCGCUGCAGCAUACGAUCUCUUGGACACCGAUAGUAACAAAGUCAAUGUGACCAUCUUGUAUAACUCUACAUACAAGACCAAAUUGCUAGAUAGGCGUGUAAAGCUUGUUCGAGUUCCUCGCUCAGUCAAUUUAAUUUCAAAUGCUUAUCUUCAGUAUUUGCAAGGGCCAGGGACAAAGAUGUUAUUCGAGUUUGUCAAAGAAAUGCCUAAAGUAGAAACUUGGCUUCGUGUGGACAUUGCGUCUUCCAUUGGUCCCAUUUUCUUCACAUGGGUCAUUCUUCUUCUGUUCCCUGUGAUCUUGAACUCAUUGGUGUAUGAGAAACAAGAGCGUCUAAGAAUCAUAAUGAAAAUGCAUGGGCUAGGAGAUGGACCAUACUGGAUGAUUUCCUACGCCUAUUUUCUCGCCAUAUCUACGUUAUACGUUAUAUGCCUGAUGGGUUUUGGGUCAGUAAUAGGACUAAAGUUCUUCAAGCUUAAUGACUACAGCAUCCAGUUUAUUUUCUAUUUUCUCUACAUAAAUCUACAAAUCUCCAUUGCCUUUCUAGUUUCCUCAGCAUUUUCAGAAGUUAAGACCGCAUCAGUUGCUACUUACAUAUACGUCUUUGGAUCUGGGCUCUUGGGGGCUUUUCUCUUUCAGUUUCUGCUGGAAGAUUCCUCGUUUCCUAGACACUGGAUUUUUUUCAUGGAGCUGUAUCCAGGCUUCUCUUUAUACCGUGGGUUGUAUGAGUUCUCCGAGUUUGCCCUUAAUCGAAGGGAUGGGAUUACGUGGAAUGAUUUCAGUGAUAGUGCAAUGGAUGACGUUUUUUACAUUAUAAUCGUCGAGUGGUUUAUCUCACUCAUGGCAGCAUACUAUAUCGAAAAUAUUUCUUCAUCCGGAAAAGACCUUAUGUUCUUCUUGAAAAACCCUUUCAAGUCUGUGCCUCAAAAACAGGGCUCUGGGGUGUUGGUAGAAAUGGAGAAACAAGAUGUAGCACAGGAGAGAGAAAAAGUUGAGAAAUUGAUGCUUGAGCCGAGCACAAGAUAUGCUGUUGUAUGUGACAACCUGAAGAAGGUGUAUCCAGGUAGGGAUGGAAACCCACCUAAAAUGGCAGUCCAAGGGCUAUCUCUCGCGGUACCUUCAGGAGAAUGCUUCGGUAUGUUAGGGCCCAAUGGUGCUGGCAAGACCUCUUUCAUCAAUAUGAUGACUGGGCUUGUGAAACCAACAUCUGGAGCAGCUUUUGUUCGAGGUUUGGACAUAUGCAAGGAUAUGGAUAGAGCAUACACCAGCAUGGGUGUAUGCCCACAACACGACUUGCUUUGGGAGACUCUAUCAGGAAAGGAGCAUUUGCUCUUUUAUGGGAGACUAAAGAAUCUUAAAGGCUCUGAUCUUAACCAAGCUGUAGAAGAGUCUCUUAAGAGUGUGAACCUAUCUCGCGGAGGAGUUGCUGAUAAACCUGCUGGGAAAUACAGCGGAGGUAUGAAAAGACGGCUAAGUGUGGCCAUUUCACUUAUUGGGAGUCCUAAGGUGGUUUAUAUGGAUGAGCCAAGCACAGGACUUGAUCCAGCCUCAAGAAUGAGCCUAUGGACGGUCAUCAAACGCGCAAAAAGACAUACUGCGAUAAUCCUCACAACACACUCAAUGGAAGAGGCAGAGUUUCUCUGUGACCGAUUAGGGAUUUUUGUAGAUGGAAAGUUACAAUGCAUAGGGAACCCAAAAGAGCUAAAGGGAAGAUAUGGCGGAUCCUAUGUAUUUGCAAUGACAACCUCAUCAGAACACGAGCAAGAUGUGGAGAUGUUGGUUCAAGGUUUUUCUCCAAACGCCAAGAAGAUAUAUCACAUCGCAGGGACACAGAAAUUCGAGAUCCCAAAAAAGGAAGUUCGUAUCUCAGAAGUGUUUCAGGCGGUGGAGAAGGCCAAGAGCAGUUUCAGGGUGUUUGCUUGGGGACUUGCAGACACAACUCUGGAAGAUGUCUUCAUUAAAGUUUCUAAAACUGCUACGGACUUUAAUGUCUUCUCUUGAGUGUUCUUAUAUUGAAAUAUUUGCAUGUGUGUGCUAAAUUGGUCAUGUAGAGAGGCUUGUAAAUAGUCAUGUACAUUCUUGGA